CCGCCUCCAGUACCGGGACAAGAAAGGAGAAGGGAGUAGAGCUGUCUCGGAGAUCGGCGGGCGGCGGCUAUGGCGAUGGCGGCGGCAGCAGCGGGCGGCGAGCCGGUAGAGCCGCAGUCGUUGAAGAAGCUGAGUCUCAAGUCGCUGAAGCGCUCCCUCGACCUCUUCGCGCCCACCCACUCCCUCCCAUUCGCUCCCGACGCCGAGAGCAAACGGAUUCGCGUCAGCUGCAAGGUGAAUGCGGAGUACGGUUCGGUCAAGAACCUGCCGACUGAGCAGGGCCGAGCGCAGGUGAAAGGCGCCGCCGCUCCUUCCAAUGCGUUGGCGCUUCUAGGCACACAAGACACAAAAGAUGCUCCUAGGGAAGGCCCUAGUAAUGCCAUCAUCCCUUCACCGCUUAUGCUUCCUAAAGCACCCGAAUCUGCAGUGCCUGGCAAAAAUACAACCGUAUUAUCGAUCCCUGGGUCAUCUGAUAGAUUCUCGACAUCUGCACUGAUGGAAAGGUUGCCAAGUAGAUGGCCUAAACCUGUAUGGCAUGCUCCCUGGAAGAACUAUCGGGUUAUCAGUGGUCACUUGGGAUGGGUGCGAUCUAUAGCAUUUGAUCCAGGCAAUGAAUGGUUCUGUACUGGUUCUGCUGAUAGAACAAUAAAGAUAUGGGACCUGGCAUCAGGAACGUUGAAGCUGACACUAACUGGUCAUAUUGAACAAGUCCGCGGACUUGCUGUCAGUCAGCGGCACACAUAUCUAUUUUCUGCUGGUGAUGACAAACAAGUAAAAUGUUGGGAUCUUGAACAAAAUAAGGUUAUUCGGUCUUAUCAUGGGCAUCUGAGUGGGGUUUACUGCCUAGCUCUCCAUCCAACAAUUGAUGUCUUGCUGACAGGUGGUCGAGAUUCAGUUUGCAGGGUGUGGGAUAUCCGAACAAAGGCUCAUGUUUCUGCUUUAACUGGACAUGAUAACACAGUUUGUUCAGUGUUUGCUCGGCCAACGGAUCCACAAGUUGUCACUGGCUCACAUGAUACAACUAUCAAGUUCUGGGAUCUUGUAGCUGGGAAAACUAUGUGUACUCUUACACACCAUAAGAAGUCUGUUCGGGCCAUGGCACUGCAUCCAAAAGAGAAAUCAUUUGCAUCAGCAUCUGCCGACAACAUAAAAAAGUGGAGCCUGCCCAAAGGCGAAUUUCUGCACAACAUGCUGUCCCAGCAAAAAACGAUUCUGAAUGCAAUGGCUGUUAAUGAGGAUGGUGUCCUGGCAACUGCAGGGGACAAUGGAAGCAUGUGGUUUUGGGAUUGGAAGAGUGGCCAUAAUUUUCAGCAAGAACAGACUAUUGUCCAGCCUGGAUCAUUGGAGAGUGAAGCAUGUAUAUAUGCCCUUUCUUAUGAUAAUAGUGGAUCAAGGCUUGUGACAUGCGAGGCAGAUAAAACAAUAAAGAUGUGGAAAGAAGAUUUAACAGCAACACCAGAAACCCACCCUGUCAACUUCAAGCCACCAAAAGACAUCCGGAGAUAUUGAUUGCCGCAUAAGUUACAAGAUUGAUUUCGACCGCCCAAAUUCUACCCUUGGUUGAGUGUUCAUCUUGUUGAGCGUUUAUGGCGGCGUUCAAGCCCUAGCGUCCCUGUUGUAUAAUACAGAUUGUCUUGUGCUAGUAUUUAUUGCUGAAUUUGGAGGGUGUUUUCUAGUUUGAAUAUAUUUUGUUCUAUGCAUUGGCAUUUUGUGAUGCAUCAAAUUAAAUUUCUGCAGCUGUAGUGGUGUCUGUAAGUCACUACGGGUUCUCUGUAAAAUCGCGAUCUUGCUAAUGAUUCAGACUAAGUUGAACAGUACGAAUUUUGUUUCGCUUAA
This is a messenger RNA of Triticum dicoccoides, 1836 nucleotides long. RefSeq names its product protein pleiotropic regulatory locus 1-like. The transcript has 17 exons. The coding region runs from base 70 to 1509 and encodes 479 amino acids. Lineage: Eukaryota; Viridiplantae; Streptophyta; Magnoliopsida; Poales; Poaceae. The record is from RefSeq and is a predicted model, not a curated record. Gene Ontology annotation, biological process: mRNA splicing, via spliceosome. Gene Ontology annotation, cellular component: Prp19 complex; precatalytic spliceosome; catalytic step 2 spliceosome. Gene Ontology annotation, molecular function: protein binding.